CCCAUCAUCGAGCGAGAACAACGGAGUGGCGGACACGGAGACGUGGUCCCGUUCAGGAAAUACGCCCCCGGCCUGUCCUUUUCCACGAUCUCGCAAUCAGCAUGGCCAGGUCCAACCCAACGGCUAUCCCAAGACAAAGCUAGUACGGAGUAGCAUCCAAUGGAGGUAGCACUUUUCAUAUAGAACCCUCUACUUUCCAAGAAUCAGAUACUUUCAAGUUACCACUCGUGCACAUACUACAUUGGGUGAUUCCCACAGAUACUAGGCCCUGUUCCGUAAAUUCUCCCCCAACGGUUCGUUCAACCUCCCCCGCCGUCUCAUCUCAUAUAAACGAGUUCGCUCCAUCCAAAGCCAAGCCUUUGCACACCCACCCAAGAAACAUUCAUCAGCUGCCACGCCACGCGGAAACCAUUCCGAGGAGCAGCAGAAAGGCGCCGUCGCCAUGGCCGGCUGCUGCGUCUUCCUCCGGUGGCCGUCAGCCUCGCCGCCCCGCAUCGGCUACCGCUCCCUCGACGCCGCGGCAGCCGACGCCGACGAGUCGCCGGCCACGGUGACGGUCGUGGUCGGGAAGGAGCGGCGGGCGUUCGCGGUGGACCGCCUCGUGCUCGACUCCUACCCGUUCCGGCUGCUCCUGGAGACGGUGGCCCGGAAGGAGGAGCGCAGGGGCGGCGCCAUCUUCGUCGACGUCGACGCCAUCCUCUUCGAGCACAUCCUCUGGCUCGCCUGCGAUGCCCGGUCCGUCUCCCAGAUCCUGCACCUCGACCUCAAGGAGAUCAUCGACUUCUACGCCCAGGACGCGUGAUGAUGAUUAUAUUCUCUGCUCCGGCAUGCCCGAGCCCGGCUCCUUGGAUGCGGCGGCUCCGUCCUGCGCGUUUCUUUGAUCCGAAUUCUUUUUUUUUUCGUUCUUCUUCGUCUUAUGCUAAUGUGCAUAUUGAUGAACAUCUCUUACAAUGAUACUAUUGGAAAUACUGAAGUGACGUACGUAUAAACACAUGGCUGAUAGCCAUUUCUGACUGCC
This is a messenger RNA of Sorghum bicolor (sorghum), 1018 nucleotides long. RefSeq lists its product as uncharacterized. The transcript has a single exon. The record is from RefSeq and is a predicted model, not a curated record. NCBI's taxonomy places the organism in Eukaryota, Viridiplantae, Streptophyta, Magnoliopsida, Poales, Poaceae. The coding region runs from base 443 to 802 and encodes 119 amino acids. Gene Ontology annotation, biological process: response to auxin.